Soboliphyme baturini is the source of this 1049-nucleotide messenger RNA. The record is from the annotation of a GenBank genome assembly. Lineage: Eukaryota; Metazoa; Nematoda; Enoplea; Dioctophymatida; Soboliphymatidae.
AUGUCAGGUAUUUCGUCCAGCGUCGAACAUUUGUACCAGGAAUUCAUGCAAGACUGCCAUGGGGUUUUUCUGCGUCCUGAAGAGCAUAAUGUCCAUCAGGUGGCCUGUGUUUUGAGGAAGUUUUUUUCCAUGCUCAGCGAACCUGUGGUGCCUUCUUCGAUUUGCGACAAACUUCUUGAAGCUUCAUACCUGAAAAGAGAUGCAGAUCGGCUAGAACGCUAUCAGAAACUGCUGCAGCAGCUUCCGCGAAUAAACUACGUUACGCUUCGCAAGAUGAUCCAUCAUUUCAAGGCAGUGACGCAGCGUUCUUCCACUAACAAAAUGACCGUUCAAAACAUAUCCUGCAUUUAUACGCCCACCCUCUUUUCUGUUCCACAGAGCUCUGGUCAACUGCUCAAUUUCGAUGAUACGAUCCAGUUGUUCACAAUCAUGGCUGAUUUUAUUAAUAGUUACGAUAAGCUAUUUUGCGUGACUGAAGCUGAGGCCAAAAUCGAUCAGGAUAUAACGACUGCCCGAGAACUGUUGGCAAAUCCUGCCAGAAGCGUAAAGAAACUAGAAAGCGGAAUUCUUCAUCACCUGCAUGUGGCUGAAAAGGAUAAAAGUCCGCUGAAUAUAAAUGUUACACUUAGCCUUACCGCUCAAGAAGUGUGUGAGUACCUGGUAGAAAAGAAGCACUUUUCGGCGACCGAAGAUAUUGGUAUAUUCGAGGUUGUGUGCAACGGCGAGCUUGAACGUCUCAUGUUACCGGACGAGACGAUUCACGCCACGCUAAUGCGUUGGGUAUCGAUGCUGCAGCAGGAGUGCGCCGGCAACUAUCUGAUUGCCAAACACAAUUAUGUGCUGGAAAAGUGGAACUCUACCGCCGACAACUGCUCUUCGAGUAGCACCCGGGGCUUGUCUUUUGCCAAGGUGAAGGCGCAGCUGGGUACCAGUAGGUUUCACGACUUCGACUUCGACAUCGAUGGUCUCACGCUUACGAUGCGCAGGGACAAGGUUAGUGAUGCCAUGCCAUUUCUGCAUCUGUUACUAAAGGUCAUUCUAGAUUAACC